AUGGCGCCUCAAAAACACAAGCUUGAUGAGUCAAGAUCGGAUGCUGUUAGCACAAAAGAAAAAUCUAGCAUAAACAAUACUUCCAUCACCAGCAGCAAAUGUCGACGUCUGGCAGGACCGGCCGUCGCUGGAAGCUCAUCGCAAGAUACUAAUGAAGCAUGCUACAGUCCACAGGUAACAGGAUCAAUGAAUUCUGAACCAGGAGAUCAGAAUCCGCUCCAAUGGUCUUCUUUCGAGUCACCUAUUCUUCAUGCGUAUCGCUACGAUUAUCGUUUAAAUACACCUGCAGCCUUUCAUAAAUCUUACAACCAGAUGACACUCUCCAAGUCAAGUAUGGGUAGGAUGUCACCGACAAUGGCCAGUAAGAAAUGUGAUCGAAGGCAAAGUAAAGAUCAGCUGGCUGCAGCGGUUAAAAAGCACUUCAAAAGUAUGGGCAUUGUGGAAAACGAUGUUAUCGUGGAAUUCUUGUACAAAGUUCGGCAUCAAGAUAAAAGUUUUCGAAUGCGAUUUUCCCCGAAUGAUCAAAAGGAAAUCAAGUUACAAAGCUAG
Molecule: messenger RNA, 549 nt
Organism: Blumeria graminis f. sp. triticale
Lineage: Eukaryota; Fungi; Ascomycota; Leotiomycetes; Helotiales; Erysiphaceae
Source: the annotation of a GenBank genome assembly